This is a messenger RNA of Prorocentrum cordatum, 648 nucleotides long. The record is from the annotation of a GenBank genome assembly. NCBI's taxonomy places the organism in Eukaryota, Dinophyceae, Prorocentrales, Prorocentraceae.
AGCGAACACCCUUCGGUGGAUCGCCCGGCACGGCGGAAACCCUAAAGCAAGCCAUGUCGGGCUGAUCGAGGACCCGCCCACGCGCCCCGGGAACGCGGGGUCCGAUGGGUCUCUUCCUCCGUGGCCUCCUGCGCGGUCUCUUCCUCCGAUGGGUCUCUUCCUCCGUUGCCUCUGGUUGGGUGGGGGAGGGGGGCGGGCCGCCCGGAGGCUCGAGGGGCUUCCAGAGCUGCACGGCGAUUGGGGCGAGGUGCCCCCGGCGUUGGUGGACGCACUGCCCGAGCCGCAGCGGGAGGAGGCCCGGGCGCGGCGCCUGCUCCACGAUGAGGAGGCCGCGCGGGACUUCGCCGCCGCCGCGGAAGAAGAUCGGGGGGCGACGGACGAGGUCUGAUCUUAUUAUGGGCAAGUUGGUAAGCGGGCGAGCAGAACUUUAGCAGCACGGCGAGUAAAGUUGAUCGCUUACACCGCUUGCUCAACAUUCGCGUGAAUCCUACGUCUCCACCUCACGGACGAAUGCACCGAAGAUGGAGACGUAGGAGUUUGUUGUAGCAGUUGUCUUUUUGCGUGCCCAGGCGUCAGUUUCAUGACGAGUGGCGUGUUGCUGUCACCGGCGGAGGCGCCCGCGUCCACAGCUUGCUCUCCUAGUGACAG